UCAACAAGCGGAGGGAUGCGCGGCUGUUGCUGAAGCUCCUGCUCUCACUGCUGGUAUUUUACCUACGUCGCAUUAAAGCAAUAGUCACUGGGUAGUUUCUUUGACGUCUUUUGGGAUGUUGCUACUACGUACAAUUUCCCCGUUAAGAAGGUGUUUCCGUAGCUUGCGUUGUACUAGUGUUAGCUAACGGCAGCUAACCACAAAGGCGUUCCAGUCAGUUACUAGCCGAUGUUAGCUAACAGUAACUAGCUUGCUAACAACACAGCCGGUGAGGACGAGCACAUCCUCGCGCAGCCAUACUCGGGUUAAUCUCCGCUGGCUCGCUCCGCGGGCUAUGUUAGCUGGUUUGUGGUAGGAAUUUAUCCGUAACCCAAGUCAAGUGGUUUUGUUAGCAGCUGCCACUCAUGACUAGGAUACUUCAAGCAACGUCUCCGCAUAGCUGGGUCGUUGGCUGCUUGUUUUUCAGCUAGCCACGGCAGAGCGUCGGUCACAUACAGGGAUGGUGGCGGUAGCAAAACGAGCUAACGUUACUCCCUCUCUGUGAAGAAGUGAGUGAAAGAAGUGAGGGAACACUUCAGCCAAGCGGGAGUUCUCAGUGCUGUUUAUGUUAAUUGUAAUUCCGGGGUGGAUGACGCGAGGACCAACCUGACAACCCUUAAGAACGUCUGAACCGAAACUAGGAAUAUUGCGAACAGAUCGAAGGGAUUAUUUUUGUGUCUCUAAGUGGAUUUCGGCCUCUUGUUCAGGAUCGUCGUGGGAACACAGAAAGUGAUUUGACAUUGAGUGAGCCCACUCCUACAAAAUAUCCUCUCUCCCGCCGACCUUCACCCUCCGAUGCGGAGAUUUCAGUAGCACCGGCAACCAAAUCCCCCAAGGCGGCCGGACAUGCUGAAGUGUAUCCCCUUGUGGCGCUGCAACCGCCACGUCGAGUCGGUGGACAAGCGGCACUGCAGCUUGCAGACAGUCCCUGAUGAGGUAUUCCGCUACAGUCGCAGCCUGGAAGAGCUUCUCCUCGAUGCCAACCAACUAAAAGAGCUACCAAAGCCUUUCUUCAGACUACUGAACCUCCGGAAGCUCGGCCUGAGUGACAAUGAGAUCCAGAGACUCCCUCCUGAGGUGGCCAACUUCAUGCAGCUGGUGGAACUGGACAUCUCGCGAAACGACAUUCCUGAAAUCCCCGAGAGCAUUAAGUUCUGCAGGGCCUUGGAGAUCGCAGACUUCAGUGGAAACCCCCUGUCUAGAUUGCCAGAUGGCUUCACUCAACUCCGAGCGCUGGCUCACUUGGCACUCAACGACGUAUCAUUGCAGACGUUGCCCAACGACAUUGGAAACUUGGCCAACCUAGUGACGCUGGAGCUCAGGGAGAACCUGCUGAAGUCACUUCCCACGUCGCUCUCUUUUUUGGUGAAACUGGAACAGCUGGACCUGGGCAGCAAUGAACUGGAAGUUUUGCCGGACACCCUCGGUGCUCUCCCCAACCUGAGGGAGCUAUGGCUGGAUCGUAACCAGUUGUCCUCAUUACCACCAGAGCUGGGGAACCUCCGGAGACUGGUGUGUCUGGAUGUGUCAGAGAAUCGUCUGGAGGAGCUUCCCUCAGAGCUUAACGGCCUCCUCGCUCUCACUGACCUGCUGCUCACACAGAAUCUGCUUGAGGUCGUCCCAGACAGCAUAGGCUGCCUGAAACAGCUGUCCAUCUUGAAGGUGGAUCAGAACAGACUGACCCACCUGACUGACUCAAUAGGAGAGUGUGAAAACCUCACAGAACUUGUCUUGACCGAGAACCUUUUACAGUCACUUCCUCGCUCGCUGGGCAAGCUGAAGAAGCUGACCAACCUGAAUGUAGACCGCAACCGUUUGGGCAGCGUGCCCAAAGAGCUGGGCGGCUGUGCCAGCCUCAACGUUCUCUCACUGAGAGACAACCGCCUGGGCAAACUGCCUGCUGAGCUUGCAGAUGCCACUGAGCUGCAUGUGCUGGAUGUGGCUGGAAACAGAUUACAAAACCUGCCUUUUGCCCUGACAAACCUCAAUCUGAAGGCCAUGUGGCUCGCAGAAAACCAGUCACAGCCAAUGCUCAAGUUCCAGACAGAGGAUGAUGAGCGCACAGGAGAGAAGGUGUUGACCUGCUAUUUACUACCCCAGCAGCCUUCUCCGAGCCUAGAGAACUUGCUGCAGAACAGUGUGGAUGACAGUUGGACAGACAGCAACCUGAACCGAGUGUCAGUCAUUCAGUUCCAGGAAGAGACCAAAGCCGAGGAGGAGGAUGACGAGGCUGCUGCAGAGCGCAGAGGCCUUCAGCGCAGAGCCACACCGCACCCAAGUGAGCUGAAGGUGAUGAAGAAGGUGAUCGAGGAGAGGAGGAAUGAAGCUUACACAUCCAGACCUGAUGGGGAGGAAGAGACUGUUGAUCCACAAGAGAAGCGGCUCAGUGAUCUGUCCAAUCAGAGCCAUGACUCUCAGGUGUCCAAUAGCACACUGUCGGCCACCUCCCAUGAGGACAGACACAAUGUUACUGCAGCCUCACAGAGGGAAGACUUUGUCGAUGGCCACUCCCCUCAGGAGGAGGAAGAGUUGGAUGAGAUGGAGGUGGAGUACAUUGAGCCCACUGUGCACUUUGCUGAGGAGCCCAUCAUCCGUGGUGGGGACGAGGAAGAUGAGGAGGACGGGGAAGAUGGUGAGAGGAGUGACGUAGAAGACGAGAGGCCGGCCUUUCCCGCAGAGAAGCAGCGUCUGAUCAGGAAGGACACGCCACACUACAAGAAGCACUUCAAAAUCACCAAGCUGCCAAAGCCCGAGGCUGUGGCUGCGCUGCUGCAGGGCUUCAGUCCCGAUGGCCAUAACUCUCCGACACAGGCUGCUGAGGAUGAGCAGGACGAGGAGGAAGAGCAAAGUCUAUGCACCCCUCGGCAUCAUCACAGAAUGGAGGACCUUGAUGACAGCCGGCACCAGGUCAACUCCAGUCAAGUAAAGGGGGUGUCAUUUGAUCAAGUCAAUAAUCUGCUGAUUGAACCUGCUCGAAUUGAGGAGGAAGAGCACACCCUGACCAUCCAGCGACAAACAGGCGGCCUGGGUAUCAGCAUUGCUGGAGGGAAAGGAUCUACACCUUACAAGGGAGAUGACGAGGGAAUCUUCAUCUCCCGAGUAUCUGAGGAAGGUCCUGCAGCCAGAGCAGGGGUGAAAGUGGGCGACAAACUCCUAGAGGUUAAUGGAGUGGACCUCCACGAGGCAGAGCAUCACACAGCUGUUGAAGCUCUCCGUAGCUCCGGCGCUACAGUUUCCAUGACCGUGCUGCGUGAGCGUAUGGUGGAGCCAGAGAACGCCAUCACCACCACGCCACUGAGGCCAGAGGACGACUACUUCCCACGGGAGAGACGGAGCAGUGGCCUCGCCUUCAACUUAGAGACGAGUCCCAGUGGGCCUCAACAGCGGCUCUCCACCUGCCUGAUCCGAAACGAUAAGGGGCUGGGAUUCAGCAUCGCAGGAGGCAAAGGCUCCACACCCUACCGCACAGGAGACACGGGAAUCUACAUCUCUCGCAUCGCAGAAGGGGGAGCGGCGCACAGAGACAGCACGCUGCGUGUAGGCGACAGGGUGAUCUCUAUCAAUGGUGUAGACAUGACAGAGGCCAGGCAUGACCAGGCAGUAGCGCUUCUUACUGGCACCUCCCCCACCAUCACCCUCCUGGUGGAGCGAGAUCCGAAUGCACCAGGGGGCUCUCCAGGUCACUCGCGGGCACGAGCCCACUCCCCUCCACCCCCAGAACCCUCAGAUUCACCAGACCAGGAGGAAGAAGGCCUUUCCCUUCAUGGGAACCACCUGAGCCAAAUGGAGGACGAGUAUCCCAUCGAGGAAGUGACCUUGGUGAAGUCAGGUGGCCCUCUAGGCCUGAGCAUCGUGGGAGGCAGUGAUCAUGCCAGUCACCCAUUCGGCGUCAAUGAACCUGGGGUGUUCAUCUCAAAGGUCAUUCCUCAUGGUCUAGCAUGUCAAAGUGGACUACGUGUUGGGGACCGAAUAUUAGAGGUGAACUCCAUUGACCUACGUCACGCCACACACCAGGAGGCUGUGCGAGCCCUGCUGGCCAACAAGCAGGAGAUCCGUAUGUUGGUACGGAGGGACCCUUCACCACCUGGGAUGCAGGAAAUUGUGAUCCAGAAGCAGCCAGGGGAGAAACUUGGCAUCAGUAUUCGUGGAGGAGCUAAGGGUCAUGCAGGAAACCCCUUUGAUGCCACAGAUGAAGGCAUCUUUAUCUCUAAGGUGAGUUCAAGCGGUGCAGCAGCAAGAGAUGGCCGACUGCAGGUUGGCAUGCGCAUCCUGGAGGUGAACAACCACAGCCUGCUGGGGAUGACGCACACGGAGGCAGUGCGAGUGCUCCGUGCUGUAGGAGACUCCCUGAGCAUGCUGGUGUGUGACGGCUUCGACCCACGAAAAGUGGCUGCUGUGGAGGCAUCUCCUGGCAUCAUUGCCAACCCGUUUGCAACAGGAAUUGUCCGUAAGAACAGUAUGGAAAGCAUCUCUUCUAUAGACCGAGACCUGAGCCCAGAGGAGAUGGACAUCAUGCAGAAGGAAUCUGAGAUGGUGAGAGAGACAUCACAGUGGGAGCGAGAAGAGAUGGAGAAAGUGGAGCGUAUGCGCUUGGAGCGAGAGGAGGCAACUCGCCUGCUAGAAGAGGAGACUGAGAACAUUGGCACUGGACCUCUAAAACUUGACUACAAGACCCUGGCAGCACUGCCCACCACCAGUCUGCAGAAGCUCAACAGGGCGCCUCCUUCUGAUUUCACCCGGACCGACAGCCCAAUCAGGGAAGCACCCUACUCUCCCACGAUCCAACCGGCAAACAUUCAUUACGCCUCCACUCCUAAUGCCAAGGACGACACUACGUCAUCAACGCGACCGGGUGCCAUCCAGCCAGUCGGGCGCGUGCGGCAGAGUCCCUCCCCCGCCACUCCGGAAGGCCACAGUCCCAACCCCUUUCAGCAUGGCCCCUCCCCCUUCAACUCCCAGACCUCUGACCUGUAUGGUGUGAGAAACAAUUUCCACCCAAAGCAACCAACUCCAGAGCCUGAGUUGAACAACGAGGUGUUUGAUGAUGACACUGAUGGUCAGGAGAGAGCUGGUAAGGGUCUGACCGGCACGGUCUCCCCCCGUCGGGAGUAUAUGAGCCUGGCAGCAGUGCCUCGACUCUCCAGGCCCUCCACAGAGCUGCAGAGUCCUUCUCCUGGUGGUAAGGACAGCCCAGAGCAGCGCUCUUUCAGGGACCGGCAGAAGUAUUUUGAGAUUGACGUGAAGCAGCAGACUCCAGACAAACCCAAACCUCGAGUCUCUCUUGUCGGAGAAGAUGACCUCAAGAAAAUGAGGGAGGAAGAAGAGAGGAAGUUUGAGCAGCGGGCGCGGGAGUACCUGCUGGAUGAAGAUGAGGAGGACGAGGAGGAGGACCUGGCUAAGCAGAUGGCGCAGAUGAAGGCCUCUGGCAAAGUGUUGCUGGACGGAGUGGAGUACAAGGUGGAGCCAGUAUCCACCCCACUGCAGCACUGCUCCACGCCACCAAGCUACAAUGUCACACCACCCAGCUACUGUGGCAGCUCAGGUGCUUCCUCUGUUGAUGGUAAGGGAGACUCUCAGAGGAAUUCACUGGAGGACAGCUUCAGGCUGGAGCAGAGGCCCAAUUCCAUGACUGGUCUGAUCCCGGCGUACCAAGGGGAGUCGGCUGCUCCCAUCCGCACGGCCAAAGCAGAGCGCAGGCAUCAAGAGAGACUUCGUAUGCAGAGCCCCGAGCUGGCUGUGGCCCCCGACAAAGACCUGUCUCCCGCUGAGAAACGAGCUCUGGAGGCUGAGAAGAGAGCCAUGUGGAGGGCAGCACGAAUGAAGUCUCUGGAGCAGGAUGCAUUGAAAGCCCAGAUGGUCAUCGCAAAGUCUCGGGACGGGAAGAAACGUGGCACACUAGACCAGCUGACGGAGUCGCCCUCACCCGCCCCCACACCCUCUCCCACACCUAUGGAAGAGCUCAGUCCUCGAGGACUUACCUCUCCAGGCAGGCUGUCCCUGUCGUCAAAGAAGUUUGACUACCGACAGUUUGCUGCCAUUCCUUCUUCCAAACCCGUAUACGACAUCCAGUCCCCUGGAACAGUCGAUGACAUGCAGUUCAUCGACGACGGCUCCAGCAACCCAGGGCCCGCUGCAAGUCCUGAGACCGAGGUACCCACCGUGCUGCCUGCCACCUCAGCCCUGGAGGAGAUGGCUUUGUACAGCAACAAGCGCAAACUGAGGCAGGGCCGCCGCAGCCUGGAAACGGCCGUGCCCACGUAACACCUCACACUGAGAGAAGAAAUCCGAAGACAAAAUGCGAACACACACACGUUUAAAUACACUGUGGAACACUGGCAAAGCGUGGGUGCAUCCACAGGAGGUGCAGAGUCACUUAACACUACACAGUGUCAGUAGAGCGAGAUUUACUCUCCUAUAUAUAACCACUGCAGAGACUACAAUAGUCACCACACAUACACACUCACUUAUAUCCUGCGUGCCAGUCUUGCCUAUAGUCUGGAUCAGUUGGCAAGUUGCUCAAUGGUCCCUCAAUGGCAAGAAAGAGCUAGUGUGGUUAGCUAGGAUUGCUACUUACAGGCCAUUCUUCUUUUUUUGUUCUACACUCGGUUCACCAAGUAGAAGCUGAUCUAUUUUGAAAAGAAGGUGGCCGAAAUCUUUAGUAUUUUAUUUUUCGCACCUCCGAUGAUUUUGCUGUUUUGAAAAAGACGUACUGGAACAGAAAAGAAAUGGGUCAUAGCUAUACUAACGAUAUUUUUAGGCUUUCAGUGAAUAGAUUGUAAAAUGUCAGGGGUUUCUUGAGCAGACAGGAGUGUACAUAUUAAUUAAGGAGGGAACAUCCUGCUACCUUCACAGUCACAUUAUUGAGCUGUUUUUUUUUUUUUUAAACAGUACAUAUCUUUUUUUGCACUGCCACAGAUCAGCUGUUUAAGAGCAUAUAUCUUAAAUAAUUUAUUGUUUUUAUCGUUUUACUAAAAUUGAAGGCCUUCUAUUUUACACUGUUUUUAACCCAUUCAGUUCUUUUGGGCAUAAAGCGCAUGACUGAUGCUUAUCAUAAUUUAUCAUGUCAAUGAUUGUUAUGGCUCAUUAAGUGCGUAUCACUUUAUAUCAUUGAAUCUACUUUAUAUACACUUAUGAAUCCCCCAGGGGUUUUUGAGAGAAGCAAAUCUUCAAAUUAUGUUAUGCUGCUGCACAUCAGUGUCAUAACACAGCGAGUCAGACAGGAAAGUUGGUGACUCUGGUCUCACUCCAAAGAGUGUCUGUCCAGGUUUAGUGACUGUGUUACAUUCCCCUUGUAGAUAAUAUGACUACACUGGAGGCAGCAGCAGCAGUAAACUGGCAGUUUUACAGAUGAACAGUUCAGAAUAUCAAAUAUAUAAUAAGUUUGGCAAUAUGCAUUUUUAGCAUCAUUUACUAAUUAACGGUACUUAACCCUGCCCUGGGUAUUCGGGUAUUGUUUUUCAAUCAAUGUGAAUCAUUUAUUUCUGUCCUUGAAUCAUCUGGAGGUAUUCCAGAGUGACGUGAAGGUAGCAGGUGUUUUAUUUUUCUGUCUAUGGUUAAUUUAAAUCUGAUGCCACUGAAAAAUCAUUUAUUAUUGUGUGAAUAAUGUACAAAUACUGAAAGGAAAGCAAACUUUGGGUUUGAAACUGAGCCAGUCUUGACAUAGACCAAGCGAGUGUCUGGACUGCUGACGCAUCUGGGUUUGGACAGGCUUGGUAUGGGGACGCUCUCUGCAUGUAUAUUGGUUUGUCAAUGGGAGAGCUGAGAGAGGCAGAACCAAUUAGAAAUCUCUCAACACAUUGAUCUCAUUCAGACAUUCAGUUCACUGCUCGACAUACUGUCAGUUUAUGUAUCUGAUGGGUAUUUUUGCAGAAUCACAGCAUAGUAACACUUGUGUUAAUUUAAUGUAGGGUCUUCUAAUGAUAGCUUUCCAUGUUGCUCUCACUGACUGAAAUUCAGUUUGUUUGAUAACAUUUGCAAUGGCUGAUAUCUCCUUUUUUAACUUACAGUAGGUAAUUUCUUUUUUUUUCAGAUGGGUUUCACUACAUUAUUAAUGCAGUGUUUCAAGUUUUUGUGUUUAUUCUUUUGUCUUGAGUUCUCUUCGGGGGCUUUUACUUGCAAAUAGGUUUGAGGGAAAGGGUCAGAAGUUCUAGGGUCAAGGGUUAGAGCUCAUACAAGACUGUAACUAGUGAAUUUGUACAACCAAAGAAGUCUAUUUUGUGGUUCAGGAAUAAUAAAUUUUACUUUUCAUUAAGCUGA
Messenger RNA from Chelmon rostratus (copperband butterflyfish), 8295 nucleotides. It is a transcript of the gene scrib, whose product is annotated as scribble planar cell polarity protein. NCBI's taxonomy places the organism in Eukaryota, Metazoa, Chordata, Actinopteri, Chaetodontiformes, Chaetodontidae. Gene Ontology annotation, cellular component: postsynaptic membrane; postsynaptic density; adherens junction. Gene Ontology annotation, biological process: neurotransmitter receptor transport postsynaptic membrane to endosome; neurotransmitter receptor transport, endosome to postsynaptic membrane. The coding region runs from base 886 to 6300 and encodes 1804 amino acids. The record is from RefSeq and is a predicted model, not a curated record. The transcript has 43 exons. Gene Ontology annotation, molecular function: protein binding.